This is a messenger RNA of Passer montanus (Eurasian tree sparrow), 3074 nucleotides long. It is a transcript of the gene EME1, whose product is annotated as essential meiotic structure-specific endonuclease 1. The coding region runs from base 1 to 1524 and encodes 507 amino acids. Lineage: Eukaryota; Metazoa; Chordata; Aves; Passeriformes; Passeridae. Gene Ontology annotation, cellular component: Holliday junction resolvase complex; nucleus. Gene Ontology annotation, molecular function: nuclease activity; DNA binding. The transcript is spliced from 8 exons. The record is from RefSeq and is a predicted model, not a curated record. Gene Ontology annotation, biological process: double-strand break repair; replication fork processing; mitotic intra-S DNA damage checkpoint signaling.
AUGGUGAGCAGCGGGAGCGAAGAGGGGGAUGAGGAGGCGAUGGACGUUGUCCCUUUGAACGAGACGAUCGAGACGAGUGUGGGAGCGGAGCCUGAGCCUUUCAACCAUGGUGAUAAAGGAGAGGCAUCUGGGCUUUGUGCUAGUGGCGACCUGAUGGCUCCUGGGAGCGAAGGGCUUCGGGAAGAGCUGACGCCCGCUGGAGAAGUAGCCUGUGAUACUGAGAAUGGCACACGCCAUGCUGAGGCAUCCUCCUGGUGCUCCUUGCCAGUCAACUCUGACAGGCCCAGUAGCCCCCCGGUAAGCAGAGAAAGGCCGGAAACAUCGCUCCCUCUCAAGAAGCGACAAUACAGUCAGAAGGAACAGGAGGCAAUCUGCCAGAAUGCGGGGCAGAGAAAGAACGAGCAAGAAGCAAAGAGGAGGGAGCAGGAGGAGGAGAAAGAGAGGAAGAGAGCCGUUGCCAAGAUGCUGAAAGCUCAGCGGCCAGGAGAGUGCCAGAAAUACAUAACAGUGGUGCUAGAUCCAGUGUCUCCUCUCUCUGGAGGCCUGACCCGUGCAUCGAUUUCAGUCAUCUUACAGGUAGAAGGUGGCGAGCAGAUCCUUAGUGCUUUGCAGGCUGCCAAUUAUUCCUGUGUGUUUGAGAACCACGCUGUUCCCUGCAGCAUCACCUGGAGGAGAAAGACAGUGACAUCGCAGAUGGGAGGAGGAGAUGAAUGGACAGAAGAACCAAAUGUUCUAGUUCUGCUUGGCCUGAAGGAGUUUUUGUCCAUGGCUCACAGCUACAAGCAAAAUGCUGAUGGCUGUGCAGAAAGGCAGAAGGAGACCCUGCAGAGCUAUGUGGCUCAUAUGAUGGAGAAAAUGCCCGGGAGAAUUCUGGCUCUGGCAGUGGUUGGAGUAGAAAAUUAUUUCAGGUCUCUCCAAGUUCAGCCAAAACAAAGGCUGCGACAGACAGCAGCGAGUGGGAAUCAAGAGAAACGGGGGAAAAGGAGAAAAAAGGAGGUUAAGGAUUCUGGCUUGGACUUAUCCAGAAUGGAUGUGAAAGAAGCCCUGGUGGAUCUGCAGCUGAGUACACAAGUCCAAAUCAGCAUUUUUGAGAGCAAUGAGGAGCUUGGAGAAUAUGCCACUAUGUUCACAAAAGCUGUGGCUGAGGCACCAUACAAGCGAGAGCGAGAGAACACAGGGUUCUCCUUCUACUUGGAGAAGGACUGUUGCAGAGGGGUGAAGGUGGAUCCUUCUGGAAAGGGUCUCUUGAAAGUUUGGAAGAGGCAGAUACAGCAAUUUAACCGUGUCAGCUCUGAGAUGGCUGAGGCUAUCGUGUCUGCCUACCCUUCUCCUCAGCUUCUGAUCCAGGCCUACGAGAGGUGCUCCUCGGACCAGGAGCGGGAGAACAUGCUGGCCAACAUCCCUGUGCUCCGCGGGGAGGGCGUGACUGCCACCUCCCGGCGCAUCGGGCCCGAGCUGUCCCGCCGCAUCUACCUGCAGAUGACGUCCCACGAUCCCAACCUCUGCCUGGAUUUCACCGGCUAGCACAGGGCAAAAGGGUUGUGCUGUUUGUUCAGUUAAGUGUUCAGGUUUGGAUUUCACUGGGUAGCUCCAGGGAAUAAGAGUUUUUACCAUUUGUCUGGUCAAGUUUUCAGUUUUCUUCUGUGAAGAAGUGCUUAGAUAACACUCAUUGAUCCUUGUUUAAAGACUUGAAAUGCAUUUAGACUUUAUUGUAGCAGGAAAAAAGUUGGAUAAAGUUGCUGAAUAGCAGGAAUUUACACAAGAAAGAUGGUGAACAUCUUCCCUAAGCACAUGAGUUGCACACAACUUACAGUACUGAUGUUGCUUUGUCUUUCUAUAAAAUAAAUAAUUCUGAAGAACAACCUUUGCUUCUUAACAUGGUGUCAUGAAUAUAGACAGUUAUGUCCUUUGUUGAAAGGAAUAAUUCCUGUUGCUCUCCUGAACUGCAAGGACUUCCCUUCUCCCUCCUUUGGGACAAAUCCUGAAGCUAGAGCAACAUGGUGCUGCCCCCCCAGCACCUGCUCUGGCGAGGUGAAAGAAUUUUACCUCACCAAACAGCCUCUCGUUGUUCCGCUGCAGCAGAUGGGAAUGAGUAAGACUAAUUUUCAGAUAGAAGUUUAGAGUGCUCUGAUUCAGUCUCCAGACGGCUUAAUCUAGAGAAGGUCUUGAAAUCUGAUUAUACGUGCUGGAAUUAUGAGGUUUAAACAGUUGGCAGAAAAAGCUUCCUUUUAAUUAGAUUGGGGACCACAGCCUGUCCGUGCAGCCAUCAGCACUUGUGUGCACACAAGGACAGCUGGGGGUUUUUGUAACAGCAUUGCUGAGUGCUCAGAGAAUUAAACUGCAUCCCAUGUGUGGAAGUUAACUCUUUGGAUCCCUGCUGCCUCCAGUGGAAAAAUCCCUACCUGUCCUGCUGACCUGAAUCUAUAAAUUGUGUAAGCCCAUGCUCCCCAACCUACGCAACACUCAUCUGGAUGUUGGCAGCAAGGGCUGCAUGGAAGAAACACUGCUUUAGAUGCUGUUUGUAAUUUUCAUGAACGUUUCUGGGUAGAGAGCAAGGAUAUUUUAAAGAAUGGGAUGAGUUAGACACCCAAAGCAAAGCUUAAAGGUGUUUGAAGGAAGCUUUGAAAACAUGCACCCUCCUAAGGCAGAGGCAGCCCUUCCUUCCUUUAAUCUGAUACUUGUGCUGACCUCUCCUGUGUGAUACUCAGGGAACCACAAUCUUAUGGUCGGGUUACAGAAUAAGAUUUACACCAUUUACUGCUGUGAUGGUUUCCCCAUAGCACUGCUCCUGGCAGCAAUAACCCCAGGUGUGACAAGAGGGAACGAUUCUGGAGACCAGUGUAGAAUGUCUCAGUGGAGUCUGUAGCACAGAUAUUCUCUGAAACUUGCACUUCAGUUUAAGUACUCACAAAGCCCUUAAGGAUAUGAUGGGAGUUAAGGAAAUUUUACAAUGAAUUAUUUUAAAUAAAUUUUAAGGAAAUUCUAAAUAAAUCAGACCAUUGCAGAGGUGAGAGUGCAAACCACCAAACCUCCCAGCCUUUCCCCAGCCCCGAGACAUCCCCUUUCCUGCCAGC